Prorocentrum cordatum is the source of this 680-nucleotide messenger RNA. The record is from the annotation of a GenBank genome assembly. Lineage: Eukaryota; Dinophyceae; Prorocentrales; Prorocentraceae.
GAUUUCGACUCAUCGAAGACGGCCCGUUGCAUGAUGUGCACGCUUUGAGAGACGUUGCUGUUCCGGCCCUGCUCACGUUUUUCAACACGGGCAUCAACAUGGGCUUGAACCUGAUUUGCCCGUUGCUGUUCAUCCCUGGCUUCCGAUUCGAGAUGACCCAUUUCGACGCGAUGCGCGUGCUGGAUUUAGGCUGCAGCCAGUGGAUCAUCGGUUCCAUCUUCCUUUUGCUGGUCAGGAAGAAUUUCGCCCGCUCGAGGCGCUUCAAGGCCAAGGGCCGCAGGGAGGACAACGUGGACUUCCUCAGAAGGCGGAUGAAAGCCUUCUACCGCGCGAGCCCGAACACCAGAGUAGGGACCAGGCUGAAGCAGGGGUUUCGCAGCCGAGUUAAUAAGAUUAAGCUCGAAAUGUUUUCAAAAGGCCGCUUGAAGGCCAAGGCGGCUGAAACGAGGCACUUACUGCCUCUGGCGGAGACCCUUCUCGAAGAGAACGCGGGUUUGCUAGGUCCUAAGGAUCGCUAUCUACAGUUUGCGAUCAAGGAGCUGAAUAAGGCUCACGAGAUAAUGAAUAGUGAGCCCCGCGUCAUGUCUGACGCUGGCAGGCGGUCCCUGCAGAAGGCCAUGUUGCGAUACCUGCAAUUUUGGCAGUCCUGGGGCGGCCACGCGGUCUUCAAACACCACGUG